AUGGUGUUAAUUGUGCCUGAUAAAAGAUUAUUUACUAUCAUAUUAUUCAUCGCAUUUGCAAAUAACGACUUUAUGCCCUCAUUUAGAGAGAUUUGGAAUAGUCCAUGGGUAACUGGGACAGCAGCCGCUGCAGCAAUAGGACUAACUGGUCUAGUAGUUGCGCCUUUUAUUUUAUCAGCAAUAAUUAGUGCGUUGGGAUUUGGUACAGAAGGUAUUGCGGCAAGUUCAUUUGGUUCCUGGUUUAUGUCAUUGUAUGGAGGCAUAGUUGAAAGCGGAAGUGUCCUUUCGAUCCUUCAAUCAUACGGAGCUGCUGGUUUACCAAUGGUCGCUACUUAUAUUAGCGGUAGUGUUGGUACAGCUAUUGGAAUCCUUAUUGGAGCAGCUGGCGGCAACAUGUUGGCAAAUUAUCUUGAUGAAAUGAAAUUAAAUGAACCCGAACAACAAUCCUUUGAAAAUUUUGUUCAAAUUGAGGAAAAAACUUUCUCAAAUGAUCAUAGUAUGGUCAUAUUCACUCUUUUGCCAGCUUUAUUAUGUAAUCAAAUAAUGUUAAAAUGUUUCAUUGAAACAUUUGUAUCAAUUUCACCUUUCUCAAAUUCUAAAUCAUUUAAAUUUUAUUUCAAUGAAAAAUCUUCUUCUGAAGAAGAAAAGUUGCAUAUUAUAUAUGAUUUGCUAAUUAGCAAUUUUAACGAAUCUAGAGUGGAAAGUUUGUUGAUAAAGGAUCAAAUAGUUGGAUAUGGUUUGGAUCUUAACGAUUAUCAAGCAUCAAAUGUUAUGAUAUAUAUAUUGGAAGAAAUUUGGAGACAAAUAAAUGUGAAGGGAGAUAUCAAGUCAAAAAUAUACAGUAAAAUCAGUAAAAUCCAUAAAAUCCAUAAAAUCUAG
This is a messenger RNA of Funneliformis caledonium, 879 nucleotides long. NCBI's taxonomy places the organism in Eukaryota, Fungi, Glomeromycota, Glomeromycetes, Glomerales, Glomeraceae. The record is from the annotation of a GenBank genome assembly.